AUGGCACCUCCUCCUCAUCAGGAUUAUGAUGCAUACAAAAAGGAGCUUCCGAUCUUUGAUGUGAAGCUGUUCAACAAAUGGACCUUUGAACAUGCAAGUCUGGAGGAUUAUAUUAGUGGUGAUGCAACCAAGCAUGCUACUUAUAUACCGCUUACGGCCGGAAGGUACUCGGCAAAGCGGUUCAGGAAGGCUCAAUGCCCCAUUGUGGAAAGCUUGAUGAACGCAUUGAUGAUGCACGGACGCAAAAAUGGCAAGAAGUUGAUGGCAGUCAGGAUUGUGAGGCAUGCUAUGGAGAUUUUUCAACCUUCUUACGGUCCAAAACCCCGUCAAGUCAUUAUGGAUGCUGUUUUUAGCAGUAGUCCAAGAGAAGAUGCGACUCGAAUUGGCGCAGCAGGUGUGGUUAGGAGGCAAGCGGUUGAUGUCUCUCCACUUCGCCGUGUGAACCAAGCAAUAUAUCUUCUUGUCACUGGUGCUCGUGAAAGUGCUUACAGGAACAUCAAGACUAUAGCUGAAUGUUUGGCUGAUGAAUUGAUUAAUGCUGCCAAGGAAAAUCAUUUAAAUGUUGACAUGAUUUUAAGUCAUUUUAUUUUUAAAAAAGUUGACAUGAUUUUCCCUUAA
Molecule: messenger RNA, 618 nt
Organism: Populus euphratica (Euphrates poplar)
Lineage: Eukaryota; Viridiplantae; Streptophyta; Magnoliopsida; Malpighiales; Salicaceae
Product: 40S ribosomal protein S5-like
Exons: 3
Coding region: 1-618 (205 amino acids)
Biological process (GO): translation
Cellular component (GO): small ribosomal subunit
Molecular function (GO): RNA binding; structural constituent of ribosome
Source: RefSeq, a predicted model, not a curated record